Heteronotia binoei (common prickly gecko) is the source of this 2989-nucleotide messenger RNA. It is a transcript of the gene MGAT4B, whose product is annotated as alpha-1,3-mannosyl-glycoprotein 4-beta-N-acetylglucosaminyltransferase B. Gene Ontology annotation, molecular function: acetylglucosaminyltransferase activity. The coding region runs from base 305 to 1945 and encodes 546 amino acids. The record is from RefSeq and is a predicted model, not a curated record. Gene Ontology annotation, cellular component: Golgi stack; endoplasmic reticulum; endoplasmic reticulum-Golgi intermediate compartment. The transcript is spliced from 15 exons. NCBI's taxonomy places the organism in Eukaryota, Metazoa, Chordata, Lepidosauria, Squamata, Gekkonidae. Gene Ontology annotation, biological process: protein N-linked glycosylation.
UUCCUUAGCAGCCCCCUCUGUGCUCCAGGCCCGGGGAAAGGCAGGCGGCUGUGGGAGCAGCCUUCGCUGCCCGCUGGAGCCGGCGGCCCGGUGGGGCGCGGCCAGUGCAUGAGGGCAGCGGGCGGAGGCGCAGAAGGAGGAGGAGGAGGCGGGGGCGGCGGUGACUCCCUCUCGCCCGCCUGGGGACUGGCAGCCCCUGCCGCCGCCUCCACUCUUCGCCGGGGCCCGGGAGGCUGAGGCCGCCGCGUAGCGCCCGGGACAUGCGGCCUCCCCAGCCGCAGCUAUCGCCGAGGAGACGAAGGACAUGAGGCUCCGCAAUGGCACCUUCCUCACGCUGCUGCUCGGUUGCCUCUGCGCGCUCUUUUCGCUCUCCUGGUACGGGGCCUUCGGCGGGCACAAAGGUGAUGUUGUGGAUAUCUAUCAGCGAGAGUUCCUAGCACUAAGAGACCGCUUGCAUGCUGCAGAACAGGAGAGCCUCAAGCGGUCCAAGGAGCUGAACCUAGUCCUAGAUGAAAUAAAGCGAGCCAUCUCUGAGAAGCAGGCCCUGCGGGACAUAAACCGGACGUGGAGCAGCUUAUCUGAUGAAACAAAAUUAAAACUGUGGAAUAUCACUAACAAGAAUGUGUUGCAUCUUCCUACCAUCUUUCAUCAUUUGCCACAUUUGCUAUCAAAGGAGAACAGCCUGCAGCCUGCUGUGCAUGUAGGACAGGGACGCACUGGAGUAUCCGUAGUGAUGGGAAUCCCCAGUGUCAAACGAGAGGUUCAUUCCUACCUUACAGAUACCCUAAACUCUUUGAUCUCAGAGCUCAACCAGCAGGAGAAGGAAGACUCUGUCAUCGUUGUUCUGAUUGCUGAGACAGAUCCGCAGUACACAACAGGAGUGGCAGAAAAUAUCAAAAACCUUUUCCCCAACGAAAUACAUUCUGGUCUUCUAGAAGUCAUUUCCCCUUCUCCACAUUUUUAUCCAGAUUUUUCACGUCUCCGAGAAUCUUUUGGUGACCCCAAGGAGAGAGUCAGGUGGAGGACAAAACAGAACCUAGAUUACUGCUUUUUAAUGAUGUAUGCACAAUCCAAAGGCAUUUACUAUGUACAGCUGGAAGAUGAUAUUGUAGCCAAACCAAACUAUCUCAGCACAAUGAAGAACUUUGCUCUGCAGCAGCCCUCUGAAGAAUGGAUGAUCCUGGAGUUCUCUCAGCUUGGGUUUAUCGGGAAGAUGUUUAAGUCACUGGAUCUCAGUCUGAUUGUCGAAUUUAUACUCAUGUUCUAUAAGGACAAGCCCAUUGAUUGGCUGCUUGAUCACAUUCUUUGGGUGAAAGUCUGCAACCCAGAGAAAGAUGCAAAACAUUGUGAUAGACAGAAAGCAAAUCUGAGGAUACGCUUCAAACCCUCACUGUUCCAACAUGUGGGAACUCACUCCUCCCUGGCCGGCAAAAUACAGAAGCUAAAAGACAAAGAUUUUGGAAAACAAGCUCUUAGAAAAGAACAUGUCAACCCUCCUGCAGAGGUGAGCACCAGUCUGAAAACCUACCAGCACUUCACCUUGGAGAAAGCAUAUAUGAGAGAAGAUUUCUUUUGGGCAUUUACCCCUACCAUGGGUGACUUCAUACGUUUCCGCUUCUUUAAGCCACUACGCAUUGAACGGUUUUUCUUCCGCAGUGGCAACAUUGAGCACCCUGAAGACAAACUAUUCAACACAACAGUGGAAGUCUUGCCCUUUGAUAGUCUCCAAUCAGAUAAAGAAGCCCUGCAGGAGGGAAGAGGGACAGCAUUCAAGUACCACAGGACAUCUGAUGGCUACAUCCAGAUAGGGUCUUUUUCCAAAGGCAUUGCUGAAGGAGAAGUAGACCCUUCCUUUGGGCCUCUGGAAGCAAUACGGCUGACCAUUCAGACGGACUCUCCCGUAUGGAUCAUCUUGAGUGAAAUAUUCCUGAAGAAAGCUGACUGAAGUCUAAGAGACAGGAGAUGCAACACUAAGUGGUCAUUAGCUCUUCCCGCCUUCUUCCUCUCUUCUAUGAAACUGCAAACAUUGCAGAACAAAGGCAGCCUGCCCGUAAAGCAAAGGUGCGUGCUCAAGGCUACAGCUGCUCCAAGAACAGGAAGAAAAAUGUGGUGAAACUUGGCAGGACCUUGUGUUUCCUGACCACAUACUAGGAGAAGAGAAGCGUUUUUCCCACGCGGGCGCUGGACUGCAUUACAUGAAGACUCACCAAUGCUGGCAUAUCUUGUACCUAGCUGCCUCUGCAGCUGAAGAAAGACACAAUGAGAUGAAAUUUCCAUGUCAAAAGAUUUUUGGGUUUUUUGUUCCCUCAAGCAAGGACCACAUUGUCCCCACUACUUUUCCUUCCCCUGGGUGUUGAACUCCUGAAUGUAUCACUAAGGUGUGCAUUUAGAAAUACGGGUUUACAGAGUGUGAAGGCUAAACUGAGAAGGCCCACUUGACUGCGUCAGGCUUUUACAUGCUGCAGAGCAGCUCAGAGGUAUAUGUGGGAAGGGGAGGAGCAGAUUCCCACCCCCUUGUUUAAUACAAGCCGUAGCUCCAGGCCAUGCCGGAGGAUUAAAUAUUGAAGGGUAACAGGUCUGAAAGAAAGUGAAUUACAGAGAUGAGAGACAGCAUGGCAGGGAAAUAAUGAAACCACACUGUGCCUGCCAGGGUUGGAUACAGCCCCUUCAUACAAUAGAAUUUAUGUUGGAAGUCUCCAGUGUCUUCAUGCCUUGGGAAUGAGUGCAAAAGUCCACCCUUUUACAUCCAUAUUUCUGUUGUUUACUGGUUGGUGUGAAUUUUGAAGAAAAACAUGUAGGCCAGGUCUCAAAUGGUAGGGUUUAGAGUGUAAUUUAAGAACAAACAAACAAAAAAACCAAUGUCACUAGCUAUACACUGGAAUGCAUUAUACUACUUUAAUGUGCUGUAUUUUUUAUUAUUGGAUACAUUUGAUUUUUUCAAGUAUAUCUAUAUAAAAUAUAUAUUAAAAUGUGCACUGUAAAAUUUUAA